This is a messenger RNA of Panicum hallii, 1013 nucleotides long. RefSeq names its product 23.6 kDa heat shock protein, mitochondrial-like. NCBI's taxonomy places the organism in Eukaryota, Viridiplantae, Streptophyta, Magnoliopsida, Poales, Poaceae. The transcript is spliced from 2 exons. Gene Ontology annotation, biological process: response to heat. The coding region runs from base 242 to 877 and encodes 211 amino acids. The record is from RefSeq and is a predicted model, not a curated record.
CCUCUUUGUGUCAAGUCUGCUUUUGAUCGAUCCUGGGCGCGCCCAGAAGGUGACAGAAGUGGCCGCUUCCUUCCUUUCCAGACGCCUCUCCGGCCUUCUCAGCAUGCGUGUCGCGGCCUCCUCUGGCCGCUUUAUAGCACCCCAUCGCCACCUGGAUCGCCGAGCAGAGUGACCCAGAGUGACGAAGCGAUCGAGUGCCCAGCAGCUCGGCAGAAGCAAAUCCGUUUGUUCCGGCUGGGACAUGGCUCUAGCUCGCCUGUGCCUCAACAGGACCCUCGCCAGCCGCGCGCUGGCGCUGGCGAGGCCAGCGUACGCCGCUGCCCCGGCGGUGGACGUGAGCCUUCACUCCCUCUUCUCGACGUCGUCGGCGGCCGACUCUGACGCCGGAGGCCGGGAGGUCGCCGUGUCGGGUCAGUCCGCCCACGCACGCCGCGGCCGCCGCUGGGCGUGGCGAGACCUCCGCGACUUCACCCCGUUCCGCUUCGUCGACGGGCUCGGGAGCGCGCUAUCGCAGGUGGCGGAGACCCUCAGCCGGCCGCUGGAGCGGCUGGCGCCGUCGCGGCUGCUGUCGGGGAAGGUGCGGGAGGACGAGGCGCGGUACCGGCUGCGGUUCGAGGUGCCGGGGCUCGGGAAGGAGGACGUGCGCGUGGCGGUGGAGGACGGCGUUCUGGUGAUCGAGGGCGAGAAGCGGGAGCACGGCGAGGAUGGCGACGACGGCGAGUGGUGGUCGGCGAGCGGGUACCACGCCAGCCUGCUGCUCCCGGACGACGCGCGCGCCGAGGGGAUCACCGCGGAGGUGAAGGACGGCGUGCUCUACGUCACCGUGCCGCGCACCGGGGAGCGCAAGCGGAACGUCACCGAGGUGAAGGUCCAGUAGCCAGAAGUGGCGUCGUGUGGAAAGAAAAAGAAGAUCGUUUUAUCAGUUGGGGCAAAAAUAUCAGUGAAGGAUCCAAAGGUGGUUUUAGUGCUUUAUCAUGUAAAACAUUGCGAUGAACACUUGUUCCCCCGAUUUA